CGAACUCCGGGUUGUCGUGCGGCAAAUGUAAGGCUGCUGCACGCUGCUGCCCUUCGUGGCCAAGGGACAAUUUUGGAGAAAUCAUGCCGAGAUACACGGUGCAUGUCCGAGGAGAAUGGCUGGCAGUGCCGUGCCUGAACAGCACCAGCACCAUCGGGUGGCUGGGAAAGGAAGCGCUGAGGCGGUACAUGAAAAACAAACCCGACAAUGGGGGGUUUGCCUCGGCAGAAGAGGUGAAAUUUUACAUCCGAAGGUGCAAGGGUCUUGGCUUGCUGGAUCUUGAUGAUAAAGUGGAGGAUGCCCUAGAGGACAAUGAAUUUGUUGAAGUUGUUAUAGAAGGAGACAUAAUGUCUCCAGAUUUCAUACCAUCCCAGCCAGAAGGAGUUCACCUAUACAGCAAAUACCGAGAACCAGAACAGUAUAUUUCUUUAGAUGGCAACAGCUUAACAACGGAGGACUUGGUUAAUUUAGGAAAGGGGCUCUACAAGAUAAAGCUCACUCCUGAAGCUGAAACUAAAGUCAAACAAUCAAGAGAAGUGAUUGAAAGGAUUGUAAAGGAAAAGACGGUUGUUUAUGGAAUCACCACGGGGUUUGGGAAGUUUGCCCGGACUGUCAUCCCAAAUAGCAAGCUGACGGAGCUUCAAGUGAACUUGGUUCGUUCCCAUUCUGCAGGUGUGGGGAAACCUUUGACCCCAGAGAGAUCUCGCAUGCUGUUGGCAUUGAGAAUCAAUGUCCUAGCAAAAGGAUACAGUGGCAUAUCCCUAGAAACACUCCAGCAAGUUAUUGAUGCCUUUAAUGCAUCCUGCCUUCCUUAUAUCCCAGAGAAAGGUACAGUUGGAGCCAGUGGAGACUUGGCCCCCCUCUCUCAUCUUGCGCUAGGAUUAAUUGGAGAGGGAAAGAUGUGGUCCCCAAAGAGUGGCUGGGCUGAUGCUAAAUAUGUCCUGGAAGCCCAUGGUCUGAGACCAAUUGCCUUGAAACCAAAAGAGGGCCUGGCUCUCAUCAAUGGGACACAAAUGAUCACCUCACUGGGAUGCGAAGCGGUUGAAAGGGCCAGUGCUAUAGCUAGACAAGCUGACAUCAUUGCUGCCCUUACACUUGAAGUCUUGAAGGGUACCACAAGGGCCUUUGACACUGAUAUCCACGCAGUGCGCCCACACCGAGGGCAGGUUGAAGUGGCGUUUCGAUUCAGGUCCCUUCUAGAUUCUGACCAUCAUCCAUCAGAAAUAGCAGAGAGCCAUAGAUUCUGUGACCGAGUUCAGGAUGCGUACACAAUGCGCUGCUGCCCCCAGGUCCAUGGAGUUGUAAAUGAUACAAUUGCUUUUGUGAAGGACAUCAUGACAACUGAAAUCAACAGUGCCACAGACAACCCUAUGGUGUUUGCUGAAAGAGCAGAGACCAUUUCUGGAGGAAAUUUCCAUGGUGAAUACCCUGCAAAGGCUUUGGACUAUUUGGCAAUCGGUGUGCAUGAACUUGCUGCAAUUAGUGAAAGAAGAAUUGAGAGGCUCUGCAACCCCUCACUCAGUGAGCUGCCUGCCUUUUUAGUCACUGAAGGAGGUCUGAACUCUGGCUUCAUGAUUGCACACUGCACAGCAGCUGCCCUGGUUUCUGAGAACAAAGCCUUGUGCCACCCCUCUUCUGUGGAUUCUCUCUCAACCAGUGCUGCAACAGAGGAUCACGUGUCCAUGGGAGGAUGGUCUGCAAGAAAAGCUUUGAGAGUUAUUGAACAUGUGGAACAAGUUCUGGCUAUCGAGCUGCUUGCAGCCUGCCAGGGUAUUGAAUUCCUACGCCCUCUCAGAACGACGACCCCAUUGGAGAAGGUUUAUGACCUUGUGCGCUCUGUUGUGAGGCCUUGGAUGAAGGAUCGUUUCAUGGCCCCGGAUAUUGAGGCAGCUCACAGGCUGCUGGUGGAGCAGAAGGUGUGGGAAGUGGCUAGGCCUUACAUUGAAAAGUACAGGAGGGAACACAUCCCUGAGUCAAGACCCAUUUCACCAACAGCUUUCUCCCUGGGACUGAUGGAUAUCAAUAGUGAUGCUGGUCAUGACCACAGGCAGCAGGAUAAUCUUUAAGAGCUGCUUGUAAAGAGCAGAUCCUUUCCAGGACCUUGCCAUUAUUCUUGAACUGAAUGUGGUUUUUCCAGGUGACUCAAUGGACAUGUCCAGCUCAGAAGCACAUGUAACAGAAAUGGCUUGCUAGUUUCCUUUGCAUGUGAAGGACAACUUUAUCAUGAUAGCACUGUUUUGACAGAAUUUCCUGAGCUUCCAAACCCAAAACAUUUGGAUCCCUGCUGAAAGCAGUGGAUGUUUUAUACAGGGCCUCCUGUACUUGUUUUUUCAGCUCUUCAUUUGUUUUAUCAUCUAUGCCAAUGAUAGCAAACAGCUUGGGUUUGACAUUCUCACCUUUUUUCUUUUUUUUUCCUUUGAGUAACUAACUGCUGUGGUCCUGUUCUUUCUGCCACAAGCAAAAUUAUCUUUACACUUAACUCUCCUCUCUUUUGCAGAUCACAUGUGAAAUACAAGUUCUUGUAUAACAGGAGCAUUGUUAGAACAAAUGCUUCAUCAAUCAGAAAAGCUGUGCACAUAAAAACGUGCUAUGGGGAUCGUUGCUACAGAACAAAUAUAUUGUAUUCUGGUGAAUGGACUACACUUAAUGCAGCUUACAAAGAGCUAUGGGCUGACAACUGUGAUAAAUAAACUGAGACUUCAUAUACA
This is a messenger RNA of Calypte anna (Anna's hummingbird), 2708 nucleotides long. RefSeq names its product histidine ammonia-lyase (gene HAL). Gene Ontology annotation, molecular function: histidine ammonia-lyase activity. The coding region runs from base 84 to 2066 and encodes 660 amino acids. Lineage: Eukaryota; Metazoa; Chordata; Aves; Apodiformes; Trochilidae. The transcript has 20 exons. Gene Ontology annotation, biological process: L-histidine catabolic process. Gene Ontology annotation, cellular component: cytoplasm. The record is from RefSeq and is a predicted model, not a curated record.